Aspergillus alliaceus is the source of this 2059-nucleotide messenger RNA. RefSeq names its product Zn(II)2Cys6 transcription factor. The record is from RefSeq and is a predicted model, not a curated record. The transcript has 4 exons. Gene Ontology annotation, molecular function: zinc ion binding; DNA-binding transcription factor activity, RNA polymerase II-specific. The coding region runs from base 64 to 1569 and encodes 501 amino acids. NCBI's taxonomy places the organism in Eukaryota, Fungi, Ascomycota, Eurotiomycetes, Eurotiales, Aspergillaceae. Gene Ontology annotation, biological process: regulation of DNA-templated transcription.
CGUACGUCUCGCACGGCACAUCACUGCACUGUUUGUCCACACAAGACUACUAAACAGCCUAAAAUGGAGACCCGAGUGCGACUGAAUCCCACAUUACACCAACGACAUUGCUGGGAGUGCAUGCGCCGUCGCAUCGUUUGCGACUUUGAGCGACCCGCUUGUAGCAAAUGCUGCGCGGCCGGGAUUGCUUGCCCUGGAUACGACGAGAAGAAACCACUCAAAUGGCUAGCUCCCGGGAAGGUCUCAUCUCGCUCACGGAAACGACUGACUCCUCCUGAGACAAACCGAUCCUCUACUGGCAGCGAAGAGCCUGUAGUCUCGCAGGAAACGUCGCCGACUAGCGCGGACAAUGAGACCGAAUUGCUUGAAUUGUUCAUGAUCACUCCAACGCGAGAACUAAAAAGUGAGACUUGCACUAUUGUUGAAUCUGUAUGGUACUACAACUCUCAUGUUUAUCCCGAUUAUAGCGCAAUUCACGAGCUAGCCCCAAACCCUUAUCUCGGCCAUUUCCCUCUAGAGGCACUGCACCAGGUCCCGAUGUCAAUGUGCCAUACUCUAGUUUACCUUGUCCUCGCUCAUCGUGUCUGUCGUGUAUACCCCGCGGACAAUCGGCGCCCGUUGACAACUUUACGACCGAGGCUCUACGAACGUAGGGGACUAGCGCUACGAUCCUUGGUUGAGCUGAUGGGAAACCUUCAAAACGAGAUGGUUAUCGACGCUACUAUUGGAAGUAUUCUGCUGUUCCUCUUUGUAGAUGCCAGACAACUGCCAUCAAGUGAUUGGCAGCACCAUUUUGCUGCCGCCACAGAAUUGAUCAAGAUUCGGGGUGGCUUCGCUAGCCUUUCGCGUUCUUCCGAGGUCCUGAAGCCGCUGAUACUGCAUCUCCUCCUACUCGGAGUGAUGGCCAACACGACCACUCCUCCGUCCCAGCAUAUCCCAACCACUUCGCAGCUUGAACUGAUUGACCUCAUGGCUGACUUGUACGGAGAUGGCAUGUACCCCAUCCUGCUCUGUCCCCCAUACCUUUUGAUGGAUAUUAUCAGGAUCAAUAAUCUCCGUUUCGAAGCAACUGCCUCCCCGCUCACAGAUUCUACACGGGCAACAGCACAAGCCGUUUUAGAGCAUAUCGAAGCCUUCUCCGCCGAAGACUGGAAAGGAAGCAACCCCGACGUGCAAGAAGAUUGGCUGCUACUAGGACGCAUGUAUCGGUCUUCGAUAGCACUAUACUGCAUCUCAUCUCUUCAAAGCCUUUCGAUUUUCCCCUCUACUAACUACUUCACCGCUAUGAGAACCGUCCACGGGACCCGCCUGUACACCAUUCUUGAACAAGUGAUCCUCCGCCCCCGCAUCAAGGUUUUCGCGAUUUGGCCGCUAGUCGUAGCCGGGAUGCAAGCGGUCGAUGCAAGUCCCACUAUCCGUCACAUCGUAGAUGCGCAGUUAUCCGAAAUGGCUGGAAUGUUAGCCACACCGGCGCCGAUGUUGGCAAGUGCCGUGUUCCGCCGAUUUUGGACGUCGGGCCAAACGGGGUGGGACGAGUGUUUCGACAGGCCCUACGCGUUUGUGUCAUAGUUUCCUUUCCAAGCUUCGGCAUCUAAGGGUGCUUAUGGACAUGCCUAUUGGCCGUUCGGCUCCCCCACUCCUAUGAGAUACGACGUGUACCGACUCUAAGGUGUUACUAAGAUAGGAAUAAACGAACCCUAGAGCUAGCCACCGACCUGGAGCAGGAUUCUCAGGAUAUACUUAAGUAGUAGCUAUAGUAUCCACGUAUACAAACCCCAACCUACACUCCUUCCAUAUAACGAUCAGUGCGCCGUGGCCAUAUCUGGUCAAGGUAUAGCUUUCAGGCUAGAUGGUGGCGGCACCAAUCACCGAACGCGGAAAAUGGGUAUCCGAGAAUGAAACCGGCCGCAGAUAGACAAAAUCCGGUUUCUAAUCCCGAAAAUACCAGCACAGCGUCUUAAACUUGGGCCAUGAUGCUAAGAUGACCACGACUUGCAACCCUCCUUCAAAUAGCUGUGGUAUUUCAAGUAGUGAGGACACCAGUCUGGCUUCAGGCCCC